Talaromyces marneffei is the source of this 471-nucleotide messenger RNA. RefSeq lists its product as uncharacterized. The transcript has 3 exons. Lineage: Eukaryota; Fungi; Ascomycota; Eurotiomycetes; Eurotiales; Trichocomaceae. The record is from RefSeq and is a predicted model, not a curated record. Gene Ontology annotation, cellular component: membrane. Bases 1 to 471 code for a protein of 156 amino acids.
AUGCCUCACAGCCUCCACCACCUGAACUGGGUGCUUCCCGUUCGCAUCGUCCAGGCCGUCUUCGCAAUCAUCAUCCUCGGUCUGACAGCAUAUGCCAUCAACGUCGAACUCGAAUGGUCAUGGUACUCCUCCAACACCAUCAAUUUCGACCUCUUCAACUCCAUCUGGACCCUCCUUGUGGCCCUCCCAUACCUGUCGCUGGUGCCCAUCUUCUUCGCAAACCUGUCGCACCACUAUGCUGUGUUGGUGAUUGAGAUUGUUACCAUGAUUUUCUGGUUUGCGGGGUUUAUUGCGCUGGGUGCUUCGUUACCGCCUCCCAGGGCGUGCCAUGGAAAUUUUUGCAGUUCGUUGCAGGCUGCUACUGUGUUUGGGGCUUUUGAAUGGUUGCUAUUCGCCAUUACAACUGCAUUUACGAUUCGUCUUGCUCUGCAGCCAAGGAAUACUACCACUGCAGUUCAUGCUGACGUCUGA